AUGGAAAACAAUAAAGCACUUAGAAUACUAUCUAGAGUUGAAAUAACGGAUCUUAUUGCAGGUGGGAAAGUUAUAGUCAUAUAUAAAGAUAAUGUAUUGAAUUUAACUUCAUGGAUAUCUAGACAUCCUGGUGGUGAUAAAGCUGUAUAUCAUAUGAUAGGGAGAGACGCAACUGAUGAAAUGAACGCAUAUCAUGGUGAAGAAACAAUAAAAAUUUUCACAAACUGGAGAAUAGGAAAAAUUAACAAUAAAUGGGAAAAUUUACUACCUCCAAUACAAGGUGCAGUUUAUUCAAAAACAAGUAAAUAUAGUAAAGUAAAAUCCGGAGAUUUGGAGAAAAAAAUAGAUGUAAACUCAUCAGAAAGUGGAUCAGAUUUGGAACUAGAUUCUGUCACAAGCGCAGCUUCAGAAGAAGGCAUACAAGUAGAAAUCAAAUUGAGAAAACAGGAAGAAGAUCAACAACCGAUACUUAACAAUGAAGAUCCACAAAAACGUGUUAAACCAGUUGUUCCUCAAAAUGUUCUUGUGAAUGAUUCAAAUAAAAAUGACAUAUUUCCAGUCAAUACACAAUCAAUAAUAGUUAACCCUAAACACUUGAUGGAUAAUUAUGAUAACAAAUUAUCACAAAAGGAUAUUGUAUCAAUACCUUCAUUAGAUUAUGAAACUCAACAAGUUUUAAGAGAUGAAUAUAAUAUACUACACAAAGAGAUAAUUGAUGCUGGAUUAUAUCAAUGUAAUUAUUGGGCUUAUUUUAGAGAACUUGUUAAAAUUGGAUCAUUAUUUUUAUGUUCCUUAUCUUUUCUCAAAAUAAAUUGGUUAUUUUUAAGUGCUAUUUGUAUGGGUAUGGCAUGGCAUCAAGGUACUUUUAUAGCUCAUGAUGCUGGUCAUGUAUCAUUAAGUCAUAAUUAUCAAAUCGAUAAUUUAUUUGGUAUGAUUAUUGCUGAUUGGUUUGGUGGAUUAAGUUUAGGAUGGUGGAAACGUAAUCAUAAUGUUCAUCAUUUAGUUACAAAUGAUCCUGUACAUGAUCCUGAUAUUCAACAUUUACCAUUUUUUGCAGUUAGUGUUCGAUUAUUUGAAAAUGUUUAUUCAACUUAUUAUGAUAAAGUAUUAUGGUUUGAUUCAUUUGCCCAAAAAUUAAUACCUUUUCAACAUUAUCUUUAUUAUCCAAUUUUAUGUUUUGGUAGGUUUAAUUUAUAUAGAUUAUCUUGGGGUCAUAUAAUUUUAGGUGAAGGUCCAAGAAAAGGUUCAGCUGCUUGGUUUAGAUAUUUUGAAUUUGCAGGUUUAAGUUUUUUCUUUUAUUGGUUUUUUUAUUUAUUAGUUUUCAAAAGUAUUGAAGGUGGUUGGAAUAGAUUUAUGUAUGUUAUGGUUAGUCAUAUGGCAACAAUGUUAGUUCAUGUUCAAAUUACUUUAUCGCAUUUUGCAAUGUCAACUUCAGAUUUAGGAGUUAGUGAAUCAUUUCCUUCGAGACAAAUUAGAACAACAAUGGAUGUUGAUUGUCCAGAAUGGUUUGAUUUUUUCCAUGGUGGUUUACAGUUUCAAGCUAUACAUCAUUUAUUUCCACGUUUACCUCGUCAUAAUUUAAGAACUGCUCAACCUUAUGUUAUAAAAUUUUGUGAAAAAGUUGGAUUAUCUUAUUCGAUUUAUGGAUUUGGUGAAGGUAAUGAUAUAGUUAUUGGGAAACUAGCAGAAAUUGGUAAACAAUGUUCAAUAUUAAUUGAUGCUACUAAAAAGUAUGAUGGAGAUAUUUAUUAG
Molecule: messenger RNA, 1752 nt
Organism: Lodderomyces jiufengensis
Lineage: Eukaryota; Fungi; Ascomycota; Pichiomycetes; Serinales; Debaryomycetaceae
Gene: SLD1
Product: Sld1p
Exons: 1
Coding region: 1-1752 (583 amino acids)
Biological process (GO): lipid metabolic process
Cellular component (GO): membrane
Molecular function (GO): oxidoreductase activity, acting on paired donors, with oxidation of a pair of donors resulting in the reduction of molecular oxygen to two molecules of water
Source: RefSeq, a predicted model, not a curated record